AUGACUGAAAAUGAAAAAAGCCGAGAAUUAGAGGGAUCUGAUGAAGUGGUCGUGGAGACAAAAAAUGAAAUUCCGCGGACGAUCGGCUUGAUUGGCGGCAUCUCGUUCAUCAUUGGCACUAUCAUCGGAUCUGGAAUUUUCGUGUCUCCAAGAGGCGUGGCUUUUAACUCUGGGAGCAUAGGAAUGACGAUUAUGAACUGGCUGAUUUGCGGAGUCAUUUCAUUAUUAGGUGCUCUCUGCUAUGCGGAACUCGGGACAAUCAUAACAAAAUCGGGAGCGGACUACGUGUAUCUGGAAGAAGCGUACGGUCCUUGGAUAUCAUUCCAGUACUCGUGGAUCACAAAUUUCAUGUUGAAACCUGGAGCUCAAGCCACUUUCUCGCUGACGUUCGCUCAAUAUGUUAUGACGCCAUUUUUUGACGACGGAUGUGGCGAGGCACCGAACAUCAUCAAGAGGCUCCUGGCUCUGGCAGUCAUAUUUACAUUGGCAGCCAUCAAUUCGUACAGUGUCCGGUUAGCAGGAAAAAUUCAAAUCAUAUUUACUGGGGCCAAGUUGUUUGCUCUCAUAAUCAUUAUAAUUGGAGGCAUCGUCAGAUUGUUCCAAGGCGAAACUCAGUACUUAUCAACGGGGUUCAACGGGACUGAGAAUAAAAUCGGAAAGCUGGCGACGGGCUUCUACAGCGGCAUGUGGGCCUACGAUGGAUGGAAUACAGCAAAUUUCAUGACGGAAGAAAUUAUAAAUCCCUCCAGAAACCUGCCUUUAUCUAUUUGCAUUGGAGUGCCCAUAACAGUCAUCAUCUACAUACUGACCAAUAUAUCGUACUUCACUGUUAUGGACGUUGAAGGAAUGAUCAAUUCUCCUGCCGUUGCUCUGACAUGGGCAGAGGAAGUAAUUCCAAGUGUUGCUUGGCUCAUCCCAAUCUUCGUGGCUCUCUCUUGCUUUGGCACCGGAAAUGGAUCGCUGUUCUCUGGAGGCCGGCUGAUGUACGCCGCAGCCCGCAACCAUCAUUUGCCGGAUAUUCUUGGGAUGGUUCAUGUUCACAAGUACACUCCUAUACCCGCUGUCGUUGUCAUCGUUCUUCUGGCAUUCAUUUUUGUUUUCAUCAGCAACAUAUCAGCCAUGAUCGAUUUUUUGAGUUUCACACUCUGGAUUUUCUAUGCUCUCAAUUUUUUGGGAGUGAUUCUUCUCAAAUUUUCACCGAAGUACAAGAACGUUUAUAGGCCCAUCAAUAUUCCACUAAUCUUUCCACUCUUCACCUUCCUGUUUGCCGUCUUCCUGGUCCUGGUGCCUCUCAUCACUACUCCACAACUUGGCUACUUCUUCGUCCUCCUCUUCAUCAUCAUCGGGUACAUCGUCUUCAUCCCGUUCGUAUUCUUCAAAAUCAAAUGUCCGGGAAUAGGUAAGAUAACCAUGUUUUUCCAACUGUUGAUGCAAGUCUUCAUCCCAGAUUUGUCACUUGAAUGAUGGAACAUCCAGUUCAUCGAAAUUUUUUUGUAUUUAACAUUUAUUUAUAUUAUUUUAGUUCCACUUAGUUAUAAUUUUAUGAUUUGUUUUUAAAACUACUCAGUGAGUUUCAACAUUAUUUUAUUGCCUUAAGGUAACACAAGUAAGUCGAAAUUUUUUUUAAACUAAGUUUAUUACAAUAUAUGUGGUUGC
Messenger RNA from Helobdella robusta, 1656 nucleotides. RefSeq lists its product as hypothetical. The coding region runs from base 1 to 1464 and encodes 487 amino acids. Gene Ontology annotation, molecular function: L-amino acid transmembrane transporter activity. Gene Ontology annotation, biological process: amino acid transmembrane transport. The transcript has 13 exons. The record is from RefSeq and is a predicted model, not a curated record. Gene Ontology annotation, cellular component: membrane. Lineage: Eukaryota; Metazoa; Annelida; Clitellata; Rhynchobdellida; Glossiphoniidae.